AAGGAAAACUGCAGUUUUGUGAUGCUUUAUAGUAUAUUGGAAGAUCUUUACGUCAUUUAUUCGAUUUUAAUUAAUCUCACUUUAUUCAGCAGCUAAUUUUUUUAAUUCUGAAACAUCUUUAAAAAACAAGAAACAAAGUUUAAAAAAAGGGGAAUAAUGUAUUUAAAAAAUAAAUUCCAUUCUCAAAAUGAAUAAAAACAAGAAAAUUAUUACUACUAAAUAAAUAAAAUGUAUAUAGAAUGAACGAAUUAUCAGCAAAUAUAAUUUUCAUAAUAAAUUACAAGCUUAUAACUAAAAAGAAAGCUAUCGGUUUUUAAAGCGUUCCCCAUAUCAGUUCUUCAGAAGGACAGAGAGAGAAAAAGAUUUUCAAAAGGGAGCAAGACCUCCCACCGAGAAGAUUAGUGAACUUGGGGGUGGAAGUUGCCUUCCUCCCUUACUCAAAGGUAGAAAGUGACUUGUGUUUCAAAGGCAAUAUUACAAAAAGUAAUAAAGAUUAAAAAAAUUAACCUACAUUUUCGUGGAUAGGAAAGAUUGAAAAAAUUAUUAGUAUUUUUUUUUAAUUGAUCACUCCGAUUCUUGAACAAGAAAAAUCGAUUCAAAGUAUGACAAGCCCGCCAUAGACUUUACAUGUUAAAAGCAGAAUUGAGGAGUCUGCUUGGUGCAACACUUUUCUCCCGGCAACCACGAUUGUGGACCCGACUUUCUGAUCAUUUGAGCGCGCCCCUUGUUUUUUGUUCGCCAAGGAACGAACUAUUCAGAUGGGAGAACCGAUUGCAUUCAAAGAGCGCCCUCUAGGAUCCUAAGAUCUAUCCAAUACUCGACAUGCUAAGCGGGUAAAAAUGGUCAACAGUAAAUGUGGUAGGUAAACAAAUUCCAGCUCGAAAAUUCAUUUCAAGUCAAUUCUAGGUAUUUGGGUAAAAUUGUUAAGAAUGUCUGCUAUUUAAAUUGGAUACAUUGAACUGAGUUUCAAUUCAUUUGAAGAUAUCCUAGGAUAAUAGCUAUGAAAAGGUUAUCUAACAUCUUAGUAUUUGUUUCUACUGCCUCAGUGAAUAGUUGAAGAAAGAAAUUUUCAUUACUUAAUAGGUUCUGCUAUUUAAAAUUGGAUACUUUGAUCUACAUUUCGUGAGUCUUGAAGAUAACCUUGAAUAAUAACUCCGAAAAUAGUAUCUAACAUCUUAAAACUUGUUUCUACUGCCACAAAGAAUAGUUGAAGAAAGAAAUUUUCAUUACUUAAUAGGACUAGUACGUUUCCUUAAUACUCAUUCAUUAAUAAUAUUGCAUGAUUUUGUAAUGAAAAUAAGUUAGACAUGCCUGUUGUCUUAGCUUUGGGCUUUUUGUAUCCAUCAGUUAAUUCUAUCACUCAAAUGUUAUUGUAAAAUUUUUAUUGUAGCUUUUUAAAAAUCUAUUUUGACUAGGCAUAGUAGAGUCUACCCGUAUAAAAUUUUACUAUUUCAGUUCAUGUGAAAAUGUAAUACGAUAAUUUAGUUAAGUUUAUACAGAGUGUCGGUAUGAGUGCCUCUAAUAGCAGCCACUUACUCAAUCUUACUGUUCCGACUGAUGAAAAACAUUCUUGUAGUAUGUAUAAUAAAAGUUUCUCAAAAAAGGAUAAUUUAAGUAAGCACUUACCUGUUCAUACUGUAGAAAAACCUUAUUCUUGUAACUUGUGUAAUAAGACCUUUCCACAGAGGAGUCUCCUGACUCGGCACAGUUAUGUUCAUACUGGUGAAAAACCUUUUUCUUGCAGUAUAUGUAAUAAGAGCUUUUCGCAAAAAGCUCAAUUAAGUAGACACUUUGCUAUUCAUACUGGAGAAAAACCUUUUUCUUGUGGCAUAUGUAAUAAGAGUUUUGCAGAGAUGCGUGACCUGACUGUUCACAGCCGUGUUCAUACUGGUGAAAAACUUUUUUCUUGUAGUUUGUGUAAUAAGAGUUUUUCAGGGAAGGGAACACUAAGGAGACACUAUCUCACUCAUACUGGUGAGAAACCUUAUUCUUGUAGCGUAUGUAAUAAGAGUUUUUCAUAUAAGUGUGAUCUAACUAAACACAGUCAUACUCAUACUGGUGAGAAACCUUUUUCUUGUAGUAUAUGUAAUAAGAGCUUUUCACUGAGUCGCUAUCUGACUGAGCACAGUCAUGUUCAUACGGGUAAAAAACCUUUCUCGUGCAGUAUUUGUAAUAAGAGCUUUACACGGAGUAACUAUCUCACAAAGCACCAUUGUGCUAAUACUGGUUAGACUAUCUCUUCUUCCAGUAUAUGUAGCAAGAUUUUUACGGUUGUAACCUGAUUGUGCACAGUCUUGUUCAUAAUUGCAUAGCUGUCAACUCUACUGGAUUUUGCCAGUUUCUCCUGGUCGACUGUUUUAAUAAAAAUUCUCCUGGUUUUUGUACAUUUUAGAAAAUUCUCUAAAGUUGAGUAAGUUUCCUUGAAAAAAUCCCUAUUGAGAUAGAAUUUUUGCGCAAAUUAUUGCUUACUUGAAUAUUUAAAUGCGUUUCGCUAAUGCAUAAUAAGGUGAGCCUCUUUUAUAAAAUUCAGUUGACUUUCUUUGAUGAAUUAAAUGCCUAUUACUAUUCAAUAUUAUGAAUAAACAUUAUACAUAGCAUUUCAAGCUCAUUUAAUGUGAAAUUAUAACUCAAAAAUGUUGCAGUUUUUCUAUUUUGAUGACUGAAAAUCUCUAAAAUUACCUAUGUGUAAAAUAGCUAUAUAUUUUUCAACAAUUAUCAUGAAAUUCAUAUUAUUUCGUAAAAUCUGCUGGAUAUUUUCCUAUUAGCGUUGCCAGCUAUGUAAUUGAAAAACCUUGUUCCUUUCAUUUGUUUUUAUGCUCUGUUUUUUUUUCUAUGUUUCUUUGUUAUUCUCUCUCGGCUGCUAAGGUUUUGUUUCUCAUCUUUAUUUUCCUUUUUUCGUUGAAAAGGGGCAUCUACUUUUGAGUGCUUGAAACAUGUCUAUAAGACAUGUAUUAUUAGGAAUUGCAAAAAUGUACAAAGUUGCUCUUACAAAAAUUUUAAACAUUAAAUCCCAAUGCAAUUGAAAGUUUCAUUAUAUAAUAUUUUUAUAACCACAAUUCAAUGAAAUGAUAAUUUACUUAUAAAAAUGUUUUUUAAAUGUGUACUAUUUUCCCUAUAGUCCAUUCCACCUUAAGUUGGCACUGGAGAGAAAGGUAGGUAGACCGGAUUACAUGGAAACUGGGUUACUCUUUAAGUCAGUACGGGGAUGAGGUAGCAACAAAGGGAGAGAAAGUGGCCAGUAUUGGCGUUUAAGAAAGCAAAACGCCGAUUUUUUUUUUUAAAACCAAGAAUCGUACUAAAAUUUUGUACAGAAUACGGAAAAGAGCACGAUUUUUUAGAGCAUUUCUCAUAAUUAUUAUUUUAAGAUACUAGUUGUAAGCUGAUUUCUUAAUUAGUAUUUAAAAAGCAGAUUUUCUUAUUAUGAUUUUUUAACUGAACGAAACUAAUUUUAAACAACAGAAAUAUAAAUGUAUAUAUUUUUUGCUGAAAUCUAUUUUAUAUGCUUAUAUUUUGAAGAUUAAUGUACAUUAAUUUACCCCACAUUGGUGUUUUGAUGGGGAAGGAAAAAUCAGCAGUACAGGAAAUUAUUGAUCAGGAAAAAGAUCAUACUUAUGUUUUAUAAUAUUUACUGUUCUUUUUUUCUUAUUAUUAUGAUUUUUUAAUUAAACAAAACUAAUUUUAAGAAAAAAAUAUAUAUUUACAAAAAUUAUUUUUUGCUGAAAUCGAAGUAAAAAAAAGGAAAUGCAUAUAUGAGCAUAAAUACGUGUUUUAUGUUCAUCUCUUAGACUCAACAGGAUCCUGGUGCUUAUCAUGUUAUUCAUCUAAUAUUUUAACAGUUGACAGUUCCUUUUGCAAACUCUUUGUGGAGUCGCCGUGAAUUGAAUUCAAUCCACAAUUUCUCAUCAGGAGAAAUUCCACUUGGGUGGUUAGGCGCAUUUCUUCAAAAGAAAAUACAUAUUUUAAAAUAUUAGAACCUUCCUUUACUUUUCAGGAUCUUUGCGGGUGAAAGGAGGUUUAAGAGAAAAAUCCGUAUAAUUAGUUAUUUAAGUAUAGUAGAAUUAGUUAGUCUCAAAAUAUUUUGUCAGAUACUGAAAUAUCUUAGUAUUUUCUACAUAAGAGAAAGAAUUUCUCCGCUUUUUUGGCUUUGUAUUUCAAAAAUUAUAAUUAAAAUAUUGAUUGGUUUAAAUUAACCCUUCGAUAUUUAAAAGAAAUUAAUGAUUCAAAUUUUGUGUCUUUUUUGAAAUUAUUUCAAUUCUUAUACAUUUUAUUAGUUUAUAACUAACGGAUUUGCACACUUAUAUUAUGGAAUUUGUAUUUCAGAUAAUAUUUAAAAGUCCCUUUAAUUAAACAAACUAAGAAUCUUAAAUUUCCGCCAUCACAUUAUUAAAGUUCCUAUAAAAAGCGAAUUGUACUUCAGAGCUACACAUGGCGCAAAAGACACAAAAUUUGAAUCUUUAUACAGAGAUUGAAUAAAGCGAAAAAAAAUUUUUUCUUUUGUCUUAAAAAAAUAAUAAUUAAAUCACAUGUUGAAUUAGCUACACAGCAAAUAUGCUCAAUUGUCAUCAGUUUAAUAAUAUUCACCUGUGUAUUUGUUUUUUUGUUUUUUUUCAUUCAUUCUGAAGGAGAAAAAUUUUUCAUUAAAUAUUGUACACAUGAUGUUAAUAUUUAGAAAAUUAAAUAAUCAAAUACAAAAAGAAAGUGAAAUAAGAACUGCACAAGAGAUAGGACACUUAAGCAAAGGCAAGGAGAAUGGAAAGAGCUGGCUGACCAGUGUAAAAACAUAGCUAACGCGCCAAUUCCUUGGCUUUGAAAACUAAUCCAGCGCCAAAUUAAAACACCUCCUUCUUCUUUGUACAUUCGCUUCACUAAGAAGGUAUACGUAAGUUAAAUACAUUUAAGCAUGAAAAACUUCUAAUGCAUAUUUCAAUAUAAACUUUUUUUACUAUACAACAUUUAUUUAUAUUUGUACGCGCAUUUAAACUGUAAUUAAUUCCAAAAUAAAGAACUACUUUUCAAAUGUGGAGUAUUACAUUUCCUACCCUUCCCUGCAGUGCCAACUUAAGGUGGAAUGGACUAUAGCCUGUGAGUCUGGUUACAUAUAGUUUCAAACAAUAUUUUAAAAUAUAGCUCCUUGCACCUAUUAAUUGCUGAAAUUCUCUUUCUAGAAUUCUUAUUCUGUAUUUUUUUUUGUUAAUUGAGAUACUAGAGCUUUUUAUAGAAUCUCUCUUUCCCUUUAUAUGAAACACAAUUUCACCUAUUAAUUGCUUAAAUACUCUUUCCAGAAUUAUUGUUCUGAUGUAGUUUUUUGUUAUUGAGAUACUAGAACUUAUUAUAGAAGCUCUCUUUCCCUUUAUGUGAAACAAUUUCACCUAUUAAUUGCUUAAAUACUCUUUCCGGAAUUCUUGUUCUGAUGUAGUUUUUGUUAUUGAGAUACUAGAACUUAUUAUAGAAGCUCUCUUUCCCUAUACAUAACAUGAGACACAAUUUCACCUAUUAAUUGCUGAAAUACUCUUUCUUGAAUUCUUGUUCUGUUAAACUUUUUGUUAUUGAGAUGCUAGAGCUUAUUCUAGAAGCUCUCUUUAUCUUUACAUAACAUAAGACACAAUUUUACAG
Molecule: messenger RNA, 5613 nt
Organism: Parasteatoda tepidariorum (common house spider)
Lineage: Eukaryota; Metazoa; Arthropoda; Arachnida; Araneae; Theridiidae
Source: RefSeq, a predicted model, not a curated record